AUGACCGACGGGCAUUCUGCACCAGCCCACGAUGCAGCCCCAACAGCAUCGGGCGAUCACACCGCUGCUCCCGUGCCAGCCGAUGUACGAGCCCAUGGCGACCACCACAACCAAAGCCAACCUCAUGGCCUGAAGGAGCAGGACUCCGCUGAAAGGCUCACCCCGCGACCGACGUUCAUGGAGCACCUGGCAACCUCGCGUGACAGUCAAUUUCACCUGGACAGACAGGACUCGAGCGAGUUGGACCGUUACUUUCACGGUCCCCGCAAUAUGGACAAGCACUCCAAAUGGCCGAUUUUUAUGCGUAUGCAUGGAAGUGUCACCCCGAAGAUGAUUCUACCCAUGUUUUGGGUGGCAGGCUGGUCAACUGCCAUCACUUGCAUUUCGAAAUUUGUUCAUGACAUAAGCAUUGACAAUAUCCUACUCACCGUGCUGGGUUUCGUGGUGGGUUUGGCAUUGUCCUUCCGCAGCUCUACUGCCUAUGAAAGAUGGGCCGAUGGACGCAAGUACUGGUCCCAACUUAUACAAACCUCACGCAACCUUGCCCGUACCAUCUGGGUCAACACCGGUGAGCGCGAAGGUGAAUUAGGCAAGGAGGACCUUUUAAGAAAACUCUCCGCCAUGAAUCUUAUUCUUUCCUUCGCCGUCGCUUUGAAACACAAGCUCCGUUUUGAGCCUGAUAUCGCUUACGAGGAUCUGGCCGGGCUUGCUGGCCACCUCGAUACAUUCGCUCGCGAUGCUCAUGAUCGCACCGUUGUGAAUCCCCGAGUUAAGACCAUCUGGAAAUCUACAGGAGAGUACCUGGGAGUUUCCUUUGCCGAGUCUAACCCUCGCAAACUGAUCAAGCGUUCCAAAAAGCCCAUCGGGCACCUUCCCCUGGAAAUCCUCAACCACCUGUCUACGUAUAUCGAUUCUAUUGUGGCUAAUGGAACCCUGGUGUCUACUCUGCACCAGGGUCAAGCUGUCACAAUGUUGGCCGUGCUUAACGAGGUGCUUACCGGCACGGAGCGAGUGCUCGACACCCCACUGCCUAGUGCUUACAGCAUCGCAAUUGCUCAGAUCUCCUGGAUCUACGUCCUAGUCCUUCCCUUCCAGCUCUAUGGAGCCCUUGAGUGGGUUACUAUCCCAGCUUCAAUGGUCGCCGCAUACAUCAUUCUCGGCUUGGCGACCAUUGGAAGCGAGAUCGAGAACCCUUUCGGCCAAGAUAUCGCCAUCGAGCUGGACGUCAUCACCGCUACCCCACGGCCCAAUGUGGAAGAUUUCAUGACGCGCGCCGACAAUUUGGUUCUCUUCCCGCUCAGCCAGAAUGGCUACGACGAGUGGAAGGACCGAUCCGUCGAGGAUAUUCGCGGGGCUCUCCGAGCAAAGGUCAUCGCCAGCCCGACUGCCCUUGGAUCGGAUGCCUCGACUAAGGUGGCUAGCAUCAGCACCCAGACAAAACAGUCUGUAUGA
Penicillium cosmopolitanum is the source of this 1452-nucleotide messenger RNA. RefSeq lists its product as uncharacterized. The record is from RefSeq and is a predicted model, not a curated record. Bases 1 to 1452 code for a protein of 483 amino acids. Gene Ontology annotation, molecular function: chloride channel activity. The transcript is spliced from 7 exons. Lineage: Eukaryota; Fungi; Ascomycota; Eurotiomycetes; Eurotiales; Aspergillaceae.